AUGCACGAUCACCGCUACGGCGACGGUGCUUCCACCUCUCAGUCUCCGAUCAUGUCCAAGAGAACACUCCAGCUCCAAGCUGAAGAAGCUUUCAUGUCUCAACCACCAUAUCGCACCGCCAGCAUCGCCAAUGAGUCCGACCCUAUCGUCCAAUCCACCCAUCCCAGCCGCUCCGCCCGAGGCAGAGCUCGAGCAGGCACUCUUCCCUCCAGUUGGGGUGAUUCUCUGCCCGGCUAUCAACCGCCUGCCAUCCAACACCGCCAGUCUCCAUUCCCACACAUUCAUUCCAGUCACGCUCUGCGUGCCCAAGCUCCACCCUUGACUGAUCUCGCCAGAGUCAACUCGGCUUCGCAGCUCCCUGCUUCCAACCAACAGUCCCAACUUGCCACAGGCCGAGCUCCUCCAGCUUCUUCCAAUCGUCUUCGAUCUGGAUCGCUUACCCUGCCAACAGCAAACCUUGCCAAUCCCUUUGGUCCUUCGUUUUUUUCAUCAAACUGGCAGCCCACACGGUCUGGCCUGAGCAAUGUGACAUCAGUUGCGGCGGAAGACGAAUCACAAUACCGCUCCACUGACCAGUACAACAAUGAUGGUGGUCCUCGUUUCUCUCUCGUCAAUGCCGACAUGCUCCAGUAUCUCGGCCUAUCCGGAUCCAGUCCACAUAGUCCCAACAGCAACACCAAUCCCAGCUCGGAAACAACGACCGAGUCCGAUUUCAGCUAUACCGACGCCGAUGCUUACCUAGCAUCUGCCCAGCUUCGCAAUCGAUCAUCCACCCUCGCUGGACAACACUUGCGGCCAAGGCUCAAUAACGGCGAAGGACGUGCACGCAGCAGCAGCUAUCUGCCCUCAUUUGCAUUCAGCACUGCAGAGGCAACCGCCGAGACAUCGCCUCAACCACCACAUGGCUCCAACCUCAACAGAUCCGGCAACCUCUCCGGAUCGCAAAGCCCUUAUCCUGGAAACGCACCUCACUCCUCGCUGCUCAACACUGCACUCCACAACCGUCUGCAUCAGUACAAGCCUGCAUCAUCUCAAUACGCAGCAGACAUGAACAACGAUCGCAGUCCCACCAAUGCCUCGCGACCGAGAGCAACCAGCAUGGGUGUCCUUGACCAGCCCAACCCCCGUACUCCUUUGAAUCGUCAGCAGCCUGUCGGUCUCCCAAACAAUCCCAGCGCACCACACAGCGCCUUUGAUUCGAGCUUGACAUCACCGGCGUCUGCAGGCAACCUCAACCUCAUCCUCCCCUCGGGCAGCCUAGCUUCCCACCUGGACACACAGAACGACCUAUCUGCCUUCUUGGUCAACGGACGAAACCGCGCAGGCACCAUUGCAGCCUUCUCGGGUCCUGGAGGACGAGCUAGGGCGGAACAGGAGCUCUUACGCAUGACGCAGAUCCAGUAUGAAGCUCUCAUGGCAAGGGACCCACAAGCACAAACACGCCCGAGCUCUUCCGGACUCGUCGAGUCGCUUCCAUCGCUCGACAUGUACUCGUCUGCCCCUUUGCAACAGCAGAAAGCAAGCACCAGAUCAGGCACAAGCUCGCCCUUUGCCCAGCCCACUCGCUCACUAUGGAUAGGUCACCUCCGUCCAGAUGCUACCAGCCAGGACUUGUUGCAGUCCUUCUCACCUUACGGGCCCAUCGAGACUUUCCGCAUGGUUCCGGAGAAAGCAUGUGCCUUUAUCAACUACGUCGACAUCGUCGAUGCCGUGCGUGCAAGAGACGACAUUGUCGGACGCUUGGCUUGUCGACUUGGCUUUGGCACCAUUGGACCGGAGGGGCAAGUUCGUGUCGGCUUUGGAAAGCCCGAUUCAAUGCCUCAGUCUGGAAUGGGCAGCUUUGCACCUAUGUCCGACUCGUUUGGUGGUGCAGUGGAUGUUGCAGGUACCGAAGUGUUUGGCGCUGAGCCGGCGAACCAAGAGCCUUCACGAGCCUUGUGGAUCGGUUCCGUUCCUUCGACCACUUGCACUGAGGCGCUCAUGUCCAUCUUUUCUUCCUUCGGACCGAUCGAAAGCAUACGCGUCUUGGCCAGUAAGAGUUGCGCAUUCAUCAACUUCCAAAGACUCGACGACGCUAUCAUAGCGAGAAAAGCGUUGAAUGGGAGAGAAUUGUUGGGCACAGAGCUGGGUCCAGUCAAGAUCGGCUUUGCCAAGGUGCAAACGAGGAUCCCCGAGAGCUACUUGGGCAGUCUAGAUCCCGGCUCGCCAGAGUUUCAGGCUGCGAUGGAGACGUUGGCUUCCAUGCAAGCCUCUGCUGAUGGGCACGUCUCGCAAGGUGCAGAGGAGUACCACUCUACUCUGGGACCAGAUCAGCUGUCGCGCCAGCAUCUGCAACUUGGAUCACAAGCACUGGCGCCUAAUCUCAGUAGAGAGCCUUCUCGAGCACCGGCAUCCGCUACCACUUUGUCUUCUGGUAGAGUUGGAAGCUUCCCAACCCACAGCUCAUCCAACAGCAUCGUUCCCAGCAGUGACAAAGGUGGCGUUCCGCUCCCUGCCGAAAUGAAACCGCGCGCGACGGUGAGCGAUCUUCAACAUCUUCUCCGCCAACUUGACGAGGAUGACCCUAAUCUGGAAUCUGAUCUGGCGCGUAUUGCACAAGCUCGUCCUCAGAUCACAUACUUGACUCGCAUUCCGCCAGUUCCCGAACCGCCGCCUUGCAAACGAUUCGACAACAACCGUCUCAAAGAGAUUCGCAAGCGUCUCGAACAACCCUCUUCCACCUCGGCUGACGCGGAUGCCAUCGCCCGCGAUUACUUGCCCUCCAUCGUCGAACUCUCCUCUGACUUGAUCGGCAACACUCUCGUCCAGAAGUUCUUCGAGAGGUGUAGUGAAGCGAUGAAGCGACAGAUGCUGCAACUAAUCGCUCCACACCUCGCCACCAUCGGUGUUCACAAGAACGGCACCUGGGCUGCACAAAAGAUCAUCGAUUGCACCUUUUCCGACGACCAAAAGGCACUCAUCGUCCAAGAGAUCAAAGCCUACGUUCCUCCACUACUGUUGGAUCAAUUCGGUAACUACGUUGUACAACGCUUGAUUCCCUUUGGCGAGCCCCAUGUUGCUGUGGUAUGGGAAGCGAUGGUUGAUCGUUGUUGGGAGAUUGCUCAAGGUCGAUUUGGUGCGAGAAGUAUGCGUACUUGUCUCGAAUUACCUGAGGUUUCUAAGUUCCAUAUUAAGCAGGUUGCGCUUGCUAUUGUGCUCAAUUCUGUUCCAUUGGCGACUAGUCAAAAUGGUGCUCUCCUAGUCACUUGGUUGUUGGAUGCAAUCGCGUUGAAGGGAAGAUUCACCUUGUUGGCUCCUAGAUUUGCUCCGCAUUUGGCGAAUCUUUGUACUCACAAACUAGCUAGUCAGUCUGUCUUGCGCCUAAUGGCGCAGAAAGAGGAUCGUCAGGCAUCAAGGCAGUUGCUUACUCAACUUUUCCAGGCAGAUGGCGCCCGAAGAUUGUUGGAAGAGAUUUUGCUCGAUCAGGUCCAUGGAUCGCAGUUUGUAACCAAGCUUUUUGCCCAACAGGGUUUGUUGCAAGAGCACGAAAGGAUAAGUUUUGCUGAGCAGGUUACAGCGUUGAUGGUCAAGCAUGGUUUGGUGGGGAUGCCGCCUUAUAGGCCGUUGGCGGUGCAGAUGGGGUUGUUGGUUCAGACGAGCGCUAAUUCAUAUGCGUAUCAGAAUGCAACGACAUCAGGGGAUGCGUUGGUUGAGCAAUUGGGAAUGUUUAAUUUAUCCAGUGGCCUAUCAACUUCGGGGAUAGCAGGCGGAGUAACAGCAAGUGCGUUUGGCGCAUUGGGUACGGAUUCAACAACAUUCGAUCCUUGGGCUCAAUCACAGGAACAAGUCUUUGCAACAUUGCAGCAGUAUGCACAACCCUCGAUUAGGCAACAUCAUAAUCAGCAUCAGCAGCAGCAGCAUUCGAGAGCCUUUUAUUAG
Molecule: messenger RNA, 3918 nt
Organism: Ustilago hordei
Lineage: Eukaryota; Fungi; Basidiomycota; Ustilaginomycetes; Ustilaginales; Ustilaginaceae
Exons: 1
Coding region: 1-3918 (1305 amino acids)
Molecular function (GO): RNA binding
Source: RefSeq, a predicted model, not a curated record